Molecule: messenger RNA, 456 nt
Organism: Angiostrongylus costaricensis
Lineage: Eukaryota; Metazoa; Nematoda; Chromadorea; Rhabditida; Metastrongylidae
Source: the annotation of a GenBank genome assembly
AUGGACCUAGAGAAGCUCUACAGAGAAGACCAUACAUUCUUCAAGGUCAUCAUUGGAGAUUUCAGCGCCAAGAUAGGACCAAGAAGAACGUGUGAAGAGCGUCACAUUGAGACCCAUGGAUUAGAAUGGAACAAACCGAUUGAGCGGCUAACUGAGUUUAUCAUGACGACCAAGACAUCCAUGGUAACUCGCAAUUCCAGAUGCCCCACCCUCAACACUGGACAUAAGCGUCUUCCAAUGGAGAGNAUGCUCAUGCAAGCAAGAAGGAUAAGGUACGACGUCAUUGGCGUGGCCGAGACGAGACGACUUCACCUAUUCAACCCCGUCCAUGACACCGGAGAAGAACUGUUUCUCGGAACAUGCGAUAGUAGAGGCGUCGGCGGCGUCGGCUUUCUCGUCAGCACGAGUUUGUCCGUGAACAUCGAUUCAUUAGAACAGCUUACAAUCCGCAUCUGA